Messenger RNA from Gastrolobium bilobum, 1328 nucleotides. RefSeq lists its product as uncharacterized. Lineage: Eukaryota; Viridiplantae; Streptophyta; Magnoliopsida; Fabales; Fabaceae. The transcript has 2 exons. The coding region runs from base 315 to 1088 and encodes 257 amino acids. The record is from RefSeq and is a predicted model, not a curated record.
AUCUGUCAGAGCAACUACAAAAGCAACAGAAAGCCAAAUUGUUCAAAUCCUCCACAUAUUUUUACUCGAACACAAACAGUAAAUUUCACAACAAAAUCUCUCUUCAAAGCCUAUUAAUGAGAAAAACAGCUGCUCAACAACAAGAAGAAAAAAGAAAAGAAAAACAGAGACAACAGAAAAAGUCAUCAUCAUAAACCAGCACAGACAAAACUUCCAAAAAAAAUCAAAAAACACCUCCUCCUCCGCCGCGCCGGAGAAUCAUCGCCAUCGUCUGCCACCGCCCCUUUCGUGAGGGUAUCGUUGAAUUCUCGAAGAUGUCGAGGUUUCCGUUCUUCAACCGUUCGAACACGAUUCACUCAGAAGCGUCGCGGAAACCCUACCACCACCUCGACCAGAACCACCUGGACCGGUCCGGUUCAUUGAGCAAAUUCUACGGUUCAAUGGAAUCGGUGAAGUCCGCGGGAAACUCCAUCCGCGGAAGGGUGGUGAAGAAGCUCUGCAAUUUGUUCGAAUCAUCAUCGAAAGAAUCGUCAAAAUCAUCGCCAUCACCUUCUUCUUCUGAAGAACCGGUUCGUUCUUCGAAAUCGAGUACUAAACCGGGUUCAGAACCGUUCACGUUGUUCAGAUUAUCGAACGCAGAGGACCGAGUCGUUGUGUAUUUGACGAGCCUGCGAGGGAUUAGAAGGACAUUCGAGGAUUGCAACGCGGUUCGGAUGAUUCUGAAGGGUUUUAGGAUUUGGGUUGAUGAAAGGGAUGUGUCUAUGGAUCGUGAGUAUAGAAAAGAGUUGCAGUGUGUGUUGGGUGAAGAGAAUGUUGCAUUGCCUCAAGUGUUUAUUAAAGGAAAGUAUGUUGGGGGUGCUAAUGUGAUUAAGGAUCUUUUUGAAUGUGGUGAAUUGGGUAGGGUUCUUGAAGGGAUACCUAAGACAAAGCCUGGUUUUGUUUGUGAGACUUGUGGGGAUGUGAGGUUUAUGCCUUGUGAUAAUUGCAGUGGGAGUAUGAAGGUUUUUGAUGAGGAUGAAGGGUUGUUGAAGAGGUGCUUGGAGUGUAAUGAGAAUGGACUCAUUCGGUGUCCUAGCUGCUGUUACUAAGUUGAUUUUAUUUGAUUAUGAUGGUGGUGGUGGUGUUUAUGUGGUAAUGUGGGUUUGGUUAAUGGAUAUUCAAAGUGCUCUUUGAAUUUAUGGAUGUUUUUUUCUUUUAGUUCUGCUCCUUGAACAGAGUUUUGUUUGGUUCAAGAAUGUGUUUUUUUUUCAAUCAAAAUGCAAAACUGGUAUCAGAAUGUGUAUGUUCCCGACAAUGUAAAUAUUUAGUGUGUAUAAUAAUUUAUUUAG